GCCUCUUCCUGCUGAAAGAGUGCCCUUGGGCCUCCCUCAGCAGGAAUCCCAUCUGUAUUUGCAGGACUCGGCACCGCUUGCUUGUCAGCAAUGGCAAAGCCUCAGAGCAAGGAUUCAGGCCUGAAGGAGAGGUUCAGGAACCUGCUGGGGCUGGGAACGUCUCGAGGAAGCUCCAAGUCGUCCGAGGGCAAGCAGACAGAGUUCAUCAUCACUGCAGAAAUACUCAAGGAGCUGAGCACAGAAUGUGGACUGAGUAACAGGAUCCGAGCCAUCAGCCAGCUCUGCGAGGUGGCAAAGACAAAGAAGAUUGAAGAGCACGCCGUGGAAGCCGUCUGGAGGGUGGUGGCCGACAUGCUGCAGCCGGAGCGCCCCGCCGAGGCCAGGCACGCCGUGCUCCACCUGCUCAGGGCCAUCGUGCAGGGACAGGGUGAGAGGCUGGGGAUCCUGAGAGCACACUUCUUCAAGGUCAUCAAGGACUACCCCAGCAGCGAGGACCUGCAGGAGCGGCUGGAGGUGUUCAAGGCCCUGACGGAGAACGGACGCUACAUCACCUACCUGGAAGAGGAGCUGGCUGACUUUGUGCUGCAGUGGAUGGAUGUUGGUUUGUCUUCUGAGUUCCUCCUGGUCUUAGUGAACCUGGUGAAAUUCAACAGCUGCUAUCUGGAAGACUAUGUGGCUGACAUGGUGCACAAGAUCUGUCUCUUGUGCAUUCAGACUUCAUCAUCUAUGGACAUAGAGAUUUCCUUGCAGGUCCUGGAUGCAGUUGUUUGCUAUAACUGCCUGCCCUCAGAGAACCUGCCAGUGUUCAUCAUCACCUUGUGCAGGACCAUCAAUGUGAAGGAGCUUUGUGAGCCCUGCUGGAAGCUGAUGCGGAACCUGCUGGGGACUCACCUGGGGCACAGUGCCAUCUACAACAUGUGCAGGAUCAUGGAGGACAGAGCUUACAUGGCAGAUGCAGCACUGCUGAGAGGAGCUGUGUUCUUUGUUGGGAUGGCUCUGUGGGGUGCUCAUCGCCUCAGUUCCCUCAAGAAUUCCCCAACUUCAGUGCUGCCUUCUUUCCUCAAGGCCAUGACCUGUCCCAACGCGGUGGUGUCCUACGAGAUCGUGCUCUCGGUGACGCGGCUGAUCAAGAAGUACGGCAGGGAGCUGCAGGCUGUCACCUGGGACACCCUGCUGGACAUCAUGCAGCGCCUGCUGCAGCAGCUGCAGAGCCUGGAGAGCCAGGAGCUGAGGUCCAUUGUCCAUGACCUGCUGACCACAGUCGAGGAACUCUGUGACCAGAACGAAUUCCAUGGCUCUGAGGAGAGAUUUUUUGAGCUGGUGGAAAGAUGUGCUGAUCAGAGACCAGAGUCUUCUGUGUUAAACUUGAUAACCUACAGAGCUCAGUCCAUUCAUCCUGCCAGAGAUGGUUGGAUCCACAACCUGCAGACGCUGAUGGAGAGGUUCUUCAGGAACGAGAGCCGCAGUGCCGUUCGCAUUAAGGUGCUGGAUGUGCUGUCCUUCGUGCUGAGCAUCAACAGGCAGUUCUAUGAGGAGGAGCUGAUAAAUGUGGUGGUGAUCUCCCAGCUGGCUCAUAUCCCAGAGGACAAGGACCACCAGGUCCGGAAGCUGGCGACACAGCUGCUGGUGGACCUGGCCGAGGGCUGCAACACUCAUCACUUCAACAGCCUGCUGGACAUCAUAGAGAAGGUGGCUGCACAUUCUCUCUCAUCUCCUUCUGAACUGGAGGAAAGGGACUUGCUGUCAUAUUCAGCUUCUUUGGAGGAUGUCAAGACAGCAGUUCUUGGACUCCUGAUCAUUCUUCAGACCAAGCUGUACAGCCUCCCCUCCAGCCAUGCCAUGAGGGUGUAUGAGAUGCUGAUCCACCACAUCCAGCGCCACUACAUCUAUGCCUACAGCCUGGCUGUGGCCAGCAGCAUCAGAUUGCAGGUCUUUGAUUUCCUGCUGAUGCUUCGAGCUGACUCCCUCCACCGUCUCGGCCUUGCCAACAAGGAUGGAGCAGUGAGGUUCAGCCCCUACUGCCUGUGUGAUUUUGUAGAAACAGAGAAGAGGAGUUCUGAGAAAAAGCCUGCUGGCACACUCUCCCCACCCUCAGGGAGCCCCAGUGUGCCCUCCCAGAGUGCCACCAUCCGUGUGGGUCACCUGCCGUACUCCAUGGUCUUUGGUGUCCUCCUGCAGUGUUUGAAGCAAGAGACAGACUGGAAGGUGUUGAAGUUGGUCCUCAACAAAUUGCCUGAGUCCCUGCGGUACAAAGUGCUGUUUUUAACUUCUCCAUGCAACAUAGACCUCCUGGCCUCUGCACUGAGCUACAUGCUCACAGACAAGAAGACCACGGACAGGCUCCAUGGAACCCCAGAAGGUUUCUCUCGCACCGAUUUGCACCUGGCUGUGGUGCCGGUGCUGACGGCACUGAUAUCCUACCACAACUACCUGGACAAAGCUAAACAGCGUGAGCUGGUGUACUGCCUGGAGCACGGCCUGAUCUACCGCUGCGCCAACCAGUGCGUGCUGGCACUCUCCGUCUGCAGCGUGGAGAUGCCAGACAUCAUCAUCAAGGCCCUUCCUGUCCUCAUUGUCAAACUGACACACAUCUCUGCUACAGCCAACAUGGCAAUCCCCCUCCUAGAGUUCCUGUCAACCCUGGCGCGGCUGCCUCACCUGUACCGGAACUUCGCGGCAGAGCAGUAUGCCAGCGUCUUCGCCAUCUCCCUGCCCUACACAAACCCUUCCAAGUUCAACCAGUACAUUGUCUGCCUGGCACACCACGUCAUAGCCAUGUGGUUCAUUCGCUGUCGCCUCCCCUUCCGGAAGGACUUUGUCCCCUACAUCACCAAGGGUUUGCGCUCCAAUGUCCUCCUGUCCUUCGAUGACACCCCCGAGAAGGACAGCUUCAGGGCUCGAAGCACGAGCCUGAAUGAGAGGCCAAAGAGUAGUUUAAGACUAGGCAAAAAUGCAAAGCAAGGCUUGAAUAACUCUCCUCCAGUGAAAGAGCUGAAAGAACCCUCUGCAGUUGAUGCCUUCCGGUCCCGCAGCAUCAGUGUGUCUGAACAUGUGGUCCGCAGCCGGAUCCAGACGUCCAUCACCAGUGCCAGCCUGGGCUCUGCAGAUGAAAAUUCAAUGGCUCAGGCUGAUGACAACUUAAAAACCCUGCACCUGGAGCUGACUGAGACCUGCCUGGACAUGAUGGCUCGUUAUGUCUUCUCCAACUUCACUGCAGUGCCCAAGAGGUCUCCUGUGGGUGAGUUUCUGCUGGCUGGAGGAAGGACAAAGACCUGGCUGGUUGGCAACAAGCUGGUGACCAUCACUACGAGCGUUGGAACAGGCACAAGGUCCCUGCUUGGCCUAGACUCUGGCGAGCUCCAAAGCAGCACAGAAUCAAGCUCAGAGCCUGUUCUGCAAGUGAGACAAACCAAAGAGGCUCCAGCGAAACUGGAAUCUCAGGCUGGGCAGCAGGUCUGCAGAGGCUCUCGCAACAGAGUCCGAUCCAUGUCUGGUGGUCAUGCCUUACGUGUGGGUGCCUUAGACAGCUCAGCCUCCCAAGGGACGCAGGCUCCCCCUGCUUCUGCAUCUCGAUCAGAGAAGACUGCUGCUGCUCCACAGACACCUCUGCAGAAGGAAAAAGCAAACCUAGCUGCCUAUGUGCCACUGCUGACACAGGGGUGGGCAGAGAUCCUCGUGCGCAGACCCACAGGUAACACCAGCUGGCUGAUGAGUCUGGAGAACCCGCUCAGCCCAUUCUCUUCAGACAUUAACAACAUGCCCCUGCAGGAGCUCUCCAAUGCUCUCAUGGCUGCAGAGAGGUUUAAGGAGCACCGAGAAACAGCUCUCUACAAGUCCCUGUCUGUCCCCUCCUCCAGCCUGGCCACUGGGACAGCCAAGCCGUCGCUCCUGCAGCGCUCCAACACAGUGGCCUCUUUCUCUUCCAUGUACCAGUCCAGUUGUCAAGGGAAGUUGCACAGGAGCAUAUCCUGGGCAGAGUCCGCGGUGGUGCUGGAGGAGGGCAGCCCCUUGGAGAUGGAGCUGAAGGAGGCUGAGUCCCCAGCUGAGUCUCCAGAGAGUGAGGACAUUGACACUUCGUGCUCUGAACAAGUCCUGAGUGAGGAAAGGUUUGGUAAACCCCACGAGUCUUACAGCAGGUCCUCCUCAACCUCCAGCCAAGAUGAAAAGUCUCUGAAGUCUGAAGAGCUGGUGGAGGGUGGCAUUCCCAUCGGCAGGGUGCUGCCGUCGGAGGAGGGGCGCGCGCUGGAGGAGCUCUCCUUCCAGCCGGCCCAGCCCCUCAGCAAGUCCAGCUCCUCCCCCGAGCUGCAGACUCUGCAGGAGGUCCUCAGAGAUGCCAACGGCAGAGAAGUAACGAGGAGGCUGAGCACAGAAGUGAAGUGCAAGUCCCAGCCAGGGAACCUGGAAGGGGAAGGGCUGGGCAGUUGGCUGGGCCAGGGAGAAGACAGCAGAGGGGCUGGGCCAGGGGCGCUGGACGGCACCGGCCCUGCCACCUCGCCUCGCUCCCCCUGUGGGCACCGGCCCCGAGGAUACACCAUCUCGGACUCAGCCCCAUCCAGGAGGGGCAAGAGGAUCGAGAGAGAUGCCUUCAGGAGCAGAACUGCAGCUUCCAAUGCUGAGAAAGUACCUGGAAUAAACCCCAGCUUUGUGUUUCUGCAGUUGUACCACUCCCCAUUCUUUGGUGAUGAGAACAACAAGCCCCUUCUGCUGCCAAACGAGACAUUCGAGAGGUCAGUGCAGCUGCUGGACCAGAUCCCCUCCUACGACACACACAAGAUCGCUGUGCUCUACGUUGGGGAGGGCCAGAGCAACAACGAGAUCGCCAUCCUGUCCAACGAGCACGGCUCCUACCGCUACACCGAGUUCCUGACCGGCCUGGGGAAGCUCAUCGAGCUCAAGGACUGCCAGCCAGACAAGAUCUACCUCGGGGGCCUGGAUGUGUGUGGGGAGGAUGGGCAGUUCACCUACUGCUGGCACGAUGACAUCAUGCAAGCCAUUUUCCACAUCGCCACCCUGAUGCCCACGAAGGACCUGGACAAGUAUCGCUGUGACAAGAAGAGACACCUUGGCAAUGACUUUGUUUCUAUCAUUUACAAUGACUCUGGAGAAGACUUUAAACUGGGCACCAUAAAGGGGCAGUUCAACUUCGUGCAUGUCAUCAUCACACCGCUGGACUACGACUGCAACCUGGUGACGCUGCAGUGUCGCAAAGACAUGGAGGGCCUCGUGGACACCAGCGUUGCCAAGAUCAUCUCUGACAAGAACCUGCCCUUUGUGGCCCGUCAGAUGGCCCUGCAUGCCAACAUGGCUUCCCAGGUGCACCACAGCCGCUCAAACCCCACGGACACCUACCCCUCCAAGUGGAUCGCCAGGCUGCGGCACAUCAAGAGGCUGAGGCACAGGCUACGUGAAGAAACCCAGUACCAGACUCCUGGCCUUCCCCUGCAGGUGCAUCCCUCUGCCCCCAGCAAGCCCCCUGCCCAGCUCCCUCAGGACCCUCCUGCCACCUACGAGACCGGGCAGCGCAAGAGGCUGAUCUCCUCAGUGGAUGACUUCACCGAGUUCGUGUAGCCCCCAGCAGCCCGGGGGGGGCUUGUGCUGGGCCUCCCUGAGGCUGCAGGGAGGUGGGGGAGCAGGGUCUGUAGGUGCUUGGCAUGGAACUAUAGCUGGAGGCUCCGGUGCUGCACUCACUCCAGCUGCCUGCUGAGGAAGCCCAGCAGAUGCUCCAAGGGAGAGCCAGCUCC
Messenger RNA from Dryobates pubescens (Downy woodpecker), 5741 nucleotides. RefSeq names its product TSC complex subunit 2 (gene TSC2). The record is from RefSeq and is a predicted model, not a curated record. The transcript has 41 exons. Gene Ontology annotation, biological process: regulation of cell cycle; negative regulation of Wnt signaling pathway; positive regulation of GTPase activity. Lineage: Eukaryota; Metazoa; Chordata; Aves; Piciformes; Picidae. Gene Ontology annotation, cellular component: TSC1-TSC2 complex; cytoplasm; nucleus. The coding region runs from base 91 to 5568 and encodes 1825 amino acids. Gene Ontology annotation, molecular function: GTPase activator activity.